This is a messenger RNA of Cylindrotheca closterium, 2187 nucleotides long. NCBI's taxonomy places the organism in Eukaryota, Bacillariophyta, Bacillariophyceae, Bacillariales, Bacillariaceae. The record is from the annotation of a GenBank genome assembly.
AUGGAUACUGGUAUCGUCUUGGAAAAAUCGAAAAAAGAGAGGACGAAGAGCUUUUGUACAUUUUGUGGCAUUCACAGCGCUGUGAAUGUUCUCAAGGCAAAGGAAAAGCGAAAGCCAACUGUCAAAAGUAGCUUCCUUUUUUCGUCCGAGACUUGCUGCCGUGGAAACUUCAGUUGCGAUAGACUAUGUGCCGAGCGGAUUCAGGUUGGUCUGAAAACGGCCAUGCCCAAGGAAGCCUACAAUGCCUGCCUCAAACAUAAAAACAACUAUGUUGCAGUCCUUGAUGCAUUUGCAAACCAAGAGGAUCCCAAAGCCUCUUGUGACUUUCCCAGAGGCGUGUGCUGCCCUUCCUGCUCCAUACUAGACGUCGGCUCUACCGCAGCUGCGGUUGACGAAGCACCAACGACGACGGCUAAUGGCAAAGAGAAACGCAAGAAGAAGAAACGCAAGAGACGCAAGGCUCACGAUGGUGGUAAUGUAUUUGACCAAAUCUAUAAAAUGGAACAGAGAACUACCACCGACUCGACAAAAAAGAAUGCCUUCAGCAAUUCAAGUGUGAACCAAGAGACAAAUAAUGCGCUCCGUGAGCAACUAUUGAAGGAGGUGCAAACGGCCAACAGCAAUCAACCAACGACUCUUGCUGGCAUGGUCUACCUCCAUCACUACCACAUCCUAAUAUCGUCAUGUGUGAUGCUGGAAGUCUUGCAUGCCAUGGGAGACCAAAAGUUCUUUUCCGAAGCAGGUUGCUUGCAUAGCGUUGUUCCCCAUGAUGUGAGCGUCACUGUAGAUGAUGUGAUGAAUCAUGGUGAGAAGAAGGCAAGGGUCCUGCAGAACCAAACAACAGUCCAUUGUCUUGAUCUCGAAGCUAUUGACGGUGAACGUUUCAAAGGGCUUCAAGAAGCCAACCUACAAGUUGAAUGGACUUUGUAUGAAAGGGACGACUCGUCUAUUUGCGAGGUUGACAAGGGCAGUCAUCCAACCAAAGAAGAGUUAUUGACUGCAACCAUAUUUUCGCCUGUUCCCCAAUCCAAGGACACAAACGUGGUGUCCUGUCUACUCCAACCCAAGAACAAGAAAGCAGAUGCCCACGUGGGCGCCAUGAUUCUUGUGAAUAUGUGCGGCAAGCCCAUCCUGGAAGGUGUGGAAGUCUGCCAAGAUUAUUUGUUCAACAAUCUUCUCCCUCUUGCUGGAGAUCACGGGCUUGAGCACAACCGAAAAGGCGGUUCUUCUGGCAAAAUAAAACUAGAUUCGCAGCCUACAAUCUGCCUGCUCAAAAGACCAGGAAAGUUUCCUGUGAGGCGAAGAGCCAUGAUACUGAUUGCUCUAAAUACGCCCAAAGUUACUGGAUUACUUGGCCUGUAUAUGAAGGCCGGUGAAGCAGGGAGAAUAGUGGCUUCGUGGAUCUAUCCAACCCCACAAUAUGGUGGUAGUCUUUCACUUUCCAGCGGUGCCGCUUUGGAAGUUUUGAAUAAAUCCAAGGUCCUUCAAAGACUUCCAGCGUGUCGAGUCAUUGCUGCCAUGAUCUGCCAUGACUACAACAACAACCAAGCCAAUCAGAUCGGAACCGUCAUCCGUGAGGCCGCAAGAAAGCUUCUGGAUGAAUGGCAACACUGUGUUUUCAUGAGCCAGAUUGGUGGCGCCAGAGCGACGAACCAUCACAAGAGACGCCACAACAGAAAUCGGAGGCCUCUGAUCCACAUGGCCACCCAUGCAUUUCACACUUUGGUAGCCCAUCCAGUUGGUGCGCAUCGAGAUGUGUUUGCCAACAAUGGAACUGACUGCAUUGAGAACAAGCUUAUCUUGGUCAGCUCUGACUGGAGCCCAAGGAAGGGAAACCAUCUUGUCAGUCGUGGCCGAGGUGGGUUACCAAGCUUCUUCACCUUUGCAAUCCUAGAUUGGGAUGGCCCAUCCGUCCGCCGCCGCCGCCGUUAUGAGGCACUUGGUGGCCGGGAGGAUAGAAUCACACACCGCAACCCUGAUACCUUCGGAGAGCUCAUAACUACCCAUCUGACUGAGCUUCAGCAAAUGUGGUGGAACAGUAUGAAUGAGAAUCAGCAAGAAGCCUACGUCGAAGGGCUGGCUAUCCCUGGGAUGGUACCACCACCAUUGGGUAACGUGGAAGUCCCAGCUCCAGGUGGACCAGAGGGUUUCAAUAAUUGGCUGCAUGGGAUCCAACAAGCUGAUUGA